Messenger RNA from Echinostoma caproni, 1593 nucleotides. Lineage: Eukaryota; Metazoa; Platyhelminthes; Trematoda; Plagiorchiida; Echinostomatidae. The record is from the annotation of a GenBank genome assembly.
AUGNACCCUCCACUAUUGUUGGAAUCCAUGAGGCGCUGGGCUGCGAAUGGUCACUGUAUAGUGCUCGAGGACUUCAAUGCACCACACAUUGACUGGGCCUCAAACUGUUACGCCACGUCUGCUGAUCACUUCUCACGGGAACUGCAUUCAAGAGUCUGUGAACAUGUGGAAGAACCCACUCGCAGUCUUGGUCAGCAAUUGUCCACACUGGAUCCUGUUCUAACUCCUCGUGUCUCGGACGUAUCCCACAUCCAGUUUCUCCCGACUUUCGGUGCCAGUGAUCAUGUGGUGUUGAUUGUAUGCUGGAGACGUGGGACCCCAUUCUCACAACCAUCCCCAGAGAGACGGAAUGUAUGGCGGAUGCAGUUCGAUGACAUGCGUACCACAGCGCAGUUGUUAAACUGGGAGCCGAUCGACAAAGAUGUCGAAGAGUCGUGGUGUGUCAUCCGAGACUGCCUACUACAGUUGGUGCAACUAUUCGCCCCUGUACGCCGGAGCCGGCCUCAUGCCAUGGGACCACCCUGGUUCGAUCGUAUGCUUAGAAGUAUGCUCCGCAGGAGAAAUCGUGCUUGGAAGCACCACCGCACUUUGAAUGCGGGCUACGACGAAUACCGACUAAUACGAAACCAGUGUUCGGCAGCUAAGGUGGCCAAACGCCGUGCUUUCGAGGAGCGUCUAGCUGCUGAAUCUGCCACGGCGCCAAAGGGGCUAUUUGCGUACUUGAAAAGGAGCACUAGGACGGUACCUGGACUUCCGAGUCUUGUCGAGAAUGAAAUCACUGCUGACACUGAUGUGGACAAGGCUGGUUUUGCUUGCAAAAAUCUCUGGAGUGCUUAUGAUCACUUAGCGCGUGGUUUUGGUUACCACCUUUUUUGUGUCUCGCAUCAUGGCCCCUACUUGAAUGUGGUGCUGAAAAAUGGUCAGUCGAUGAUCAUGUUGUCGGAAGCCGGAACUCCGGCCACCAAAUGCUCAUCAAACCGUUAUGUGUACACUGUCACUAACGAGCUCAUGUGUCGGGAUCGUCCAUUUGACAUAGCUCUCGAGGUUUUGGAUGUGAAGGAAAUUUGCGAUCGUGUUAAACGCCUAGAUGGCCCUGAUGGCAUUUUGCUGGAGCCGACAACUUACACGGAUUAUCAUGGCAAAGUUACCAUGGCAGUUGUACAAUCAUGCUUCCGGGACGUAUUACACACAGUGAUCGAUUCUUCCCACUACACAGGUCGUUUUAUGCCAGGCUACAUUUCUCCUGAGUUCGGAUUGUCUCCCACACUGACGAAGCGGCUGCAAGGGAAACCGGUGAUCAGUUCGAAAUUUUCUUCAUCCAUUUUGGAUCUGGACCACGUGGCUCUGGCCUGUAAUACAAAAGAAUCGAGUAAAGCUAUCCAGUGGUACGGUGACAUCUUUGGGAUGCGAAAAAUCCCUGCGAAUCCUUUAGAUAACGAUAUAAAUGGUUUUGUGCUCAAAUACGGUGAUACAGGUAUGACCCUCAAGGCGGUGGAUUAUGCCUCCGGUAAAAUGGGCACCCCUGAGGCAGAAAAAGGCUCGUGCAAAUUUGUCAUUGUAGAGCCUCUGGACCGAUCAAGUAAGCGUUCUUGA